Messenger RNA from Pleurotus ostreatus (oyster mushroom), 3360 nucleotides. RefSeq lists its product as uncharacterized. Lineage: Eukaryota; Fungi; Basidiomycota; Agaricomycetes; Agaricales; Pleurotaceae. The record is from RefSeq and is a predicted model, not a curated record. The transcript has a single exon. Bases 1 to 3360 code for a protein of 1119 amino acids.
AUGGAUCCACAUUUCCUUCUCUUUCUCCUCAUUCCACUCACCGCCCUCGUGUUCCGCCACUCCUCCUUCGUUUUUCUCUUUGUCGCGACAAGUGUCGUCGCGGUCGUUGUCGCGUCCUUGGGCUUAGCUGGCUUGCAGGAGCAAAGGCCACUGUCAGUCGCGACCAUCGUGCUCACCGUCCUGCUUGAGGCUGCGCUCUCGCGUCCUCCGCUUUAUCCAUACAUCGCUGUCCGUGAGUACAUACACCAAACGCGCUCGCCAUCUGGCCCGACUCACGAACAAUGGCAACUAGAGACACUUCUGUCGCUUCUUUCGACGUUCCUUCCAUCAAUAUUUCCCCCGUUGCUAGCGCCAAGUCUAGCCCUUCCCUUUCCAGUUCUUCUUAUCCUCCUCUUCUCCCACCAGGCCUUCUCCCGGCCCUCCCACACUACCCAAUUACAAUUCCUUCCUCUCCCGCUUCCAUUCACUCUCGUAAUCGCCUCCCAACUUUGCGCGCUACUCGCCUCACUCUUCCUUCUCCUCCGCGAAACACAUCCGCACGACAUACGGGCACACGUGUACCUCCCUCUCCAGUCACUAUUCUUAGUCCUUUGCGCGAUAUUCACCAUGUCAGCUAUUGCGCUCUCUCCCCGUCGACACGACCAAUCACUUGGUUCGCCACAGUCGCAUUUAUCUGCCACGUCUACAACCACGGGCCCGUCAUACCACUACCGCAAGCCCUCCCAACGACAUUACACACUCCGUCGCUCACUGCCCACCGCGGAACUCGAUGCCAACGCCGAAGUCCCGCUCACAACUCUUCCUCCCCAUAUCAAAUCAUCACAAACUCGUAUUCCACGUCUUCAAAGACAGAAAUCACAAAGACCACGCCCACCUACUCCCCCUCCACUCCCUCCUUCGCCUCCCAAACAACGCCAGCAGAACCACCAAAUCCGCGAUCUCCUCUUCUACUCACCAUCAGAACGCGGGUCGCCUUCGAAGAAUAGGAAGUACCCGAGAUAUCCACCGCUCCCUGGCGCGGAGGGCGUUACUUCAUAUUCGUCGACUACGGGGUUGCUGGGUGAAGAUAAGAAUGGCAGUCAGAAUGAUAUGGGAGUAGGUUGCAACGGAAUAGAUACUCUGCCACUGCCCGUGAGGAUCACAACGCCGCCCAAACUUGAGAACCGCAUUUCACAACGCGUCGACGUUCAUAUUCAUUCUUCUCCUUCCAGCAAAUACACCACAACCAACGAAUACGACGAGGGCGAUGGCGACUAUUCGAGGUCCAUAUACCCACCCACUUCGGAGGGCUGUGGCGGUUCAAACUCAUCGGAAGAGACUAUUUCGCCCGUGUCGCCCGUGUCUCCAACAUCACCAACAAUCACCAUCUCACCAACCUCGCCAACUAUCGACUCUCCGAUACACAAGGUAUACACAGGCGUAUCACCAACGAAACCUAAACCAGUCUACGAGAGGAAAUUAACGCACAAGUUGACGCGUUCCAAAUCAGAUAUCUAUCCGCGGGCGCAGUAUGGGUCCCAGUAUGGUUAUUGGUUGCGAGGCGAGGGAGACACUACGCCUACAUCGCCUACCUCACCCACCUCACCCACAUCGCCAAUUUCCCCACUCUCGCCGACUAUGCCCAUUACACCAAACACACCGUACUUCCAAGCAUCAUCCACGUAUUCUCCUCCCUCCCUGGGAUUCGAGUUUGCAGACUCUCAGACAAAGUUGGGACUUGGCUUCGAGUUCGGUGAGACAGGGGAUUCGCUCAGUCAGAGGAUAGGAGUUGGGAUGCUAGGGGUAGGGACGAAGAGGGCUGUUUCCGAAGGUGGGCAUGGCCAUGAAGAUGGUCGCGGAGGCGGGGACCAGGAGGCGUAUGCAGCGCGGUUGGGGCACGCUAAUUCAGGGGCUUUGGGUGUGUCAGGGGACCUAGGAUGUUUGUCAAGGAGCAACCACGACAAGACUAAUAUGGACGAGGAAGAAGGUGACAACCGGGGCAAGGGCGAUAUAAAUGAUGAGGAGACCAAGAAGGGCGUAUCUCGGUAUAAACAUCGAUCUUCACCUGCUAUUCAUAUUCGUGCUCCUCCUGAGCCCACUCCACCUACUGCCACCACCAACAGCACUAAUACCUCGGCUGCGAGCGUCGAAACAAGCAACACCUCUGUAACCGCAGCCUCGACCGACAACGACACCGCCACCACGCCGAGCACGAACAUCAGCAGUUUAAGGAGAUGGAGUAUGAAUGCGUUGAGUGCAUUCCGACCGAGUCUUAGGGGGAGCGGGAGUGGGGGUAGGGGCAGCACAAGAAACAGGUGGAAGGUUGGGUUUGGGUACAGUGGAGGUGGAGGUGCGAGUGCGAAUGCCAUUGGCCGGGCGAGUACAAGCACGUCGACAUCUCGGGGGAGUAAGGCUAGGGUCGAAGAGGAGCGCGAAGGGAGAAAUAGGAGAGAGUUGGAAGAUCAAGCCCGCGAGGCCAUUGGAGCGGAAUGGGGACAUGGGAUUUUGGGAGACGAUGGAUUUGGCGGAGGCCGUGUUGACGCGACUCCAACUACCAAACGGCAACUUAAUGCCAGCCCUCGCCAGCCCUCCACUCGUCCAACCCCCUUAACGUUGGGCCGACAAAUCACCCUCCCCGUUCGCUCUCAAACAUCGUCUAGGUUAUCGCCUAUUGCUCCUGGUUCGCACAAUCAUCAUUCACCAAGAGAACCACGGAGAAGAACGCCGACACCGAACCAGAGCGUUAAUGUCAGCGAGGAUUUUACAUCGUUGAGGGACCCAUUCGCUCCGGGUCCUGUGCGUGUGCGUGCGAGUACUUUCGGAGUGGGGGUGGGAGCCGGUGCGUUCGAGAACGCCAAUGCUUUCGGUUUGGGGGGUGGGCCGAGCAAGAGCGCGCCACCGAGUCCUCGAUCUAUCAAGAGCAAUGGAUCAGGGAGUGGCGGCGGCAGUCCCGGCGGCAGUAGAGUGCCAAGAGGGUCGCGACGACGCGGUGGUGGUGUGGGGGUAGGGGCUGAAAGGAGGGCGAGGGAGAGGACAGUCAGCGGGAGUCCUCCCCAGGUUGGCUGUGCGGUGCAUCGGUUUGGGGGACCUGGCACGUCGUCAUCCACGCUCAAUGUCGCGACGAAUCCAACCAAUGCCAGUGGGGGGAGAAGUUUGAGGAUAUGGGGAUGGGGUGUGGUGCCAAUUCCACAAGCAACGCAGUCUGGGCGGGCAUGUACGUGUCCUUCAAGUCCUCUUGCUCCCAACGCCAGAGCGAUCAGAGAUGCCAAUGGGGGCAUCGGUGUAAAUGGAGAUGAGGACGAAGUGUCGAGAGAAGAGAGGGAAGACGCGGUCCUUGCUGAUUUAUUGUGGAGGAGGUUGACGAGAGAUGAGGGAUUGUAA